AUGGCACCGAAUCCUACAGCCCGGCAGCCCCUUAAACUGCUCAUGCUACACGGCUACACCCAAUCGGGUACUCUCUUCCAUGCCAAAAGCCGCGCUCUGACAAAACACAUCCAAAAGGCCUUCCCUCUCCACGAAGUGACCGCAAUCUACCCAACCGGUCCACUGCGUCUUCGCCCCUCUGAGAUUCCCGGCCAUGAGCCCUCCGGCCAGCCGGACGACGAAAUCGAAGCCUACGGCUGGUGGAGACGAUCGAACACAGCCAAUCCGCCUCUCUACACGGGGAUCGAAGAUGGCUUUGCAGCAGUCGCACAAACACUAAAGGCCGAAGGACCCUUUGACGGAGUUAUUGGAUUCUCACAGGGUGCCGCAUUGGCAGCAAUGGUUGCGGCUAUUUUAGAGGGACGCAAAGAGACCUUUGAGCACUUUGCCAAGGUUACCGAAGAUGGCGCAACGGGAAUGGAUAUCCCCGCUCCAUUUGGCGAACAGUUUCACCCGCCAUUGAAGUUUGCGAUCUGUUAUUCUGGGUUCAGGGCUCCUGGUGUGCGGUAUAAUGCUUUCUAUGAGCCUGCGAUUACGACGCCUGUUUUGCAUGUGCUUGGGUCCUUGGAUGCUGUUGUUGACGAGGGGAGGAGCCGGACGCUGAUUGAAGCUUGCAAAGGGGAGCCGGAGAAGGAUGGUUCCGUUGUUUGGCAUCCUGGUGGUCAUUUCUUGCCUAGCCAGCGGCCUUAUCUGGAUGCCGCUGUUAGGUUCAUCCGGGAGCAGAUGGAGGGUGGUAAGAAGGAGGUUGAGGAGGUGGAUGUUAAUGAUAUGGAUAUGCCGUUCUAG
Messenger RNA from Penicillium brevicompactum, 825 nucleotides. Its product is annotated as alpha/beta hydrolase. The record is from RefSeq and is a predicted model, not a curated record. Lineage: Eukaryota; Fungi; Ascomycota; Eurotiomycetes; Eurotiales; Aspergillaceae. The transcript has a single exon. Gene Ontology annotation, cellular component: nucleus; cytoplasm. The coding region runs from base 1 to 825 and encodes 274 amino acids.